UGGGAGUCGUUGGAGAUUUAAUUGGCAUCCUGUUUUGGUGGCUCGUUCAUCUCUAGAUUGGAUGCCCAGCCGAGUUAAUUCAUUAUACUCCGAUGUUGGGGCUUGGAGCGGCAAAUUUAGGCCUGUUAUGGAUGAAAUAGAAUCAGAUGAAGCAUUAAGAUUUUACCAAUUUCUAAACUAUUUAGAUGGUGGUAGUUUUGGAACAGGUCCCAUAGAUGAGUUUGUAGAUGCUAUGUACAGGUUAGCAAAUUAUAUGAAACAACAAAACAGUCGUGAGACACAAGCUAGAGGAAUGCGAGAACUGGAAGCAAUUAACGGUGAAAAAGGAAACAGCAUUAAAACGGUAUUGGAAGUAAGUACAGUUAUAAUGAGGAAAAAAAGGAAAUUCUUCUGCACUAGUGAAGUCAAGGAACCCAUUGUGAAUAAUAAAGUAAUAUGUAAGGAUAGAAUUUUGUUGCCCAUUGCUGGAACAUCUUGUAGAGAUGCUAUAAUGUAUUGGCAUCCUGACCUUACCGAAGAGCAUUAUUGCGUCGGGGCACUCGAGUCUAAAAGUGCAGUUCACAUUAUGGAUAUUGAAGGUGAAAUGUUUUGCAAGGGAGACGACUAUUCUAAACGAGAGUUUCUGCUUGCGUGUGACUUUUAUGAGGACCAAGAAUCACCCGUAGCAGAUCUGCUGCAAUAUUAUCCUGACCCCGAUCCAGAAAUAAGCCCCAAACUGUUUUAAACAUGUUUUAAA
Molecule: messenger RNA, 736 nt
Organism: Ostrinia nubilalis (European corn borer)
Lineage: Eukaryota; Metazoa; Arthropoda; Insecta; Lepidoptera; Crambidae
Exons: 7
Coding region: 62-724 (220 amino acids)
Source: RefSeq, a predicted model, not a curated record